Molecule: messenger RNA, 868 nt
Organism: Cotesia glomerata
Lineage: Eukaryota; Metazoa; Arthropoda; Insecta; Hymenoptera; Braconidae
Exons: 2
Coding region: 38-868 (276 amino acids)
Source: RefSeq, a predicted model, not a curated record
AGAUUUAGAAUGGAUUUAUCAAGAUAAUAUAUUGAAAAUGUUUCAGGAGAAUUCUAUAGUGGUUCUAAAAUUAAAUUCACUGCCUGAGGUACCACGUCUCGUUAAAUCGCGAAAUACAACAAUGUUAUUAAAGUCAAUCAAUAAAAAUGUAGAAGAUUUGAGUCUAGGCGAUCUAUUAAAUUUCCAUGAAUUACUUGCUCAAAAGCCCAACCGUGUUUUUGUAGAAAAUUUAUCAUUUAAUGUCGUUAAUGAUAAUACUACAGUCGCUUCUAUAUCAUACAAAUACUCGAAAUGUUACAAGUUUCAUGAAAAUGCGAUUCCAAAUAUCAUGUCUCAAGAAAUUAACGUUUUUGAAGAACAAAUCAAACGUCAAAAUUACGGAGUUAAUUUUUCAUAUCUAAAUGAGCAAACAAUAUGUUUGAAAAUAACUAUUUGCACUAACAUUAGAAAUCAAAAGUUAAAUUUCCCAUGGAAAGUAAUAAAGUUGAACCAACACGCAAAUGAUGAAUUUAAAGAAUAUAUUUCUGAAAAUGAUAACAUUAUGGUGAUUUAUUCAGAAAAUAAUGAAAUUCAUUUUGUACGACGUACGGGCAGGGGCAAUUGCUUAUUUCAGGCAUUCAUAUAUCCCCUUGAAUUUGUCAACCACUUGGACAAUUCAACAUUUAAAGAUCCUCCAAUUUAUACGGGUAGAAUUUUAUCAGCAACUAAAAACCGUACUCUCGAAAAAUGGACAGAAAAUUUAUGUGACAAUGAUUUGAGAAACAAAUUUAAUGACGAAAACAAUAAGACUUUAAUUUCAAAAAUUAUCGGUGAAAUGGAUAAAAGCAAUCAUUCUUUAAUAAAUUUAUACGUAGAUGAGCUGUUUUGA